AUGGCGGGCGGCGGGGCGCUGAGGGCGCUGCCCGCGCUGCUGCUGCUGGCGGCGGGCGCGCUGGGCAAGCCCAUGGCGCGGCAGGAGCGGGCCCGGCCCGGAGCCGCGCAGCACGAGGACCGGCCCGGCUUCCAGUACGACCACGAGGCCUUCCUGGGCAAGGAGGAGGCGCGGAGCUUCGACCAGCUCAGCCCGGAGGAGAGCCGUGAGCGCCUGGGAAAGAUUGUGGAUAGAAUAGAUGACAACAAAGAUGGCUAUAUCACAACAGAAGAAUUAAAAACCUGGAUUAAACGAGUACAGAAACGCUACAUCUAUGAAAAUGUGGCUAAAGUUUGGAAAGACUACGAUCUAAACAAGGAUGAUAAAAUUGCCUGGGAAGAAUACAAACAAGCCACAUACGGUUAUUAUCUAGAAAAUCCAGAAGAAUUCCAGGAUGCAACUGAUCAGCACAGUUUUAAGAAAAUGCUGCCCAGAGAUGAAAGACGAUUCAAAACCGCAGAUCUUGAUGGAGACCUGGCUGCCACUCGUGAAGAAUUCACUGCUUUCCUUCACCCAGAGGAGUUUGAGCACAUGAAAAACAUUGUAGUCUUAGAAACCUUAGAAGACAUAGACAAAAAUGAGGAUGGUUUUGUGGAUCAAGAUGAGUACAUUGCUGAUAUGUUUGCAAAUGAAGAGGGCGGACCGGAGCCUGACUGGGUGAUUACAGAGCGUGAGCAGUUUUCAGAUUUUCGUGAUCUCAACAAGGAUGGAAAGAUGGACAAAGAUGAAAUCCAGCACUGGAUCCUCCCCCAAGACUAUGAUCAUGCACUAGCUGAAGCCAGGCACUUAGUCUACGAAUCUGAUGCAGACAAGGAUCAAAAACUAACAAAAGAGGAAGUUCUAGACAACUGGAAUAUGUUUGUUGGAAGUCAAGCUACUAAUUAUGGGGAGGACCUCACCAGAAACCAUGAUGAACUAUGA
Messenger RNA from Cinclus cinclus, 960 nucleotides. RefSeq names its product reticulocalbin 1 (gene RCN1). Lineage: Eukaryota; Metazoa; Chordata; Aves; Passeriformes; Cinclidae. Gene Ontology annotation, molecular function: calcium ion binding. The record is from RefSeq and is a predicted model, not a curated record. Gene Ontology annotation, cellular component: endoplasmic reticulum. The transcript has 6 exons. The coding region runs from base 1 to 960 and encodes 319 amino acids.